AUGAUCCCUGUGUGCACAUAUCUUCGGAAAACAGGAGAAAUUGAACGCUCUAAUGUGCUUCCUUGUCCCUUCUCCUCUGACCAAAUCGCUUCAGUGUGCCAAUUUCUCCAGAAUAACGGAGAAAUCGAACGCCUUUCUCGAUUUCUGUGGUCUUUACCCACGGAAAUAGACUGCGAUGCCAAGACUACCGAGACAAUACUUGUUUCAAAGGCGGUGGUCUAUUUCUACCAGAACAACUUCAAGGAUCUUUACGCCAUGCUGGAGAAUCACAAGUUUUCUAAAGAAAACCACGAGCGACUGCAGUGCUUAUGGAGGACUGCGCAUUACCUCGAAGCCGAGCGACAGCGUGGUAGACCCUUGGGAGCAGUGGGAAAGUAUCGCGUUAGAAGAAAGUUUCCUCUUCCGCGUACGAUAUGGGACGGCGAAGAGACUACCUACUGCUUCAAGGAGAAAUCGAGGAAUAUUUUAAACAAGGCGUACGCUGAGAACCCUUACCCUACCCCACGAGAGAAGUAUGAUCUAGCUAAGAUGACCGAUCUGACUGUGACGCAAGUAAGCAAUUGGUUCAAGAACAAGAGACAGCGUGUUCGAGCUGCUGAGAUGAGGAAGGGGUAAGUGAGAGAAACGUACCUUUAUCUUCUAUUUUUCAUUCAAAUCCACCCUCGUGUAAAAGUUAUGGAGCAGCGUUCCCCAUUGUUUUAACCACUAUAUGGUUUUGUAGUGAUAGGAGUCUAACUAAAAGUUAACUUGGAGAUGAACGUUCCAUUCAAUACCAAGUGAUAUUUCUCUUAAAUUCGCCUAAAUUUUCCUUUCCCUGUAGUAACUCGCCUUGGCCAAUUUAACGUCUGCUUCACACACACACGUCUUAUACUUUGUUUCUCCUUGUAUUAUAUCUCCAUUAAAGACAAAGUGUUUUGAUACAUUUUUUGGAUUUUUAGUCGUUAUGUGCCCUUUUUGAUGCUUCCGGGACGUUUACCCGUUCGUUCGAGGAAAUUCAUUUUACACUCUACAGUAUUCACGUAGUUAUAUGAGUUGCCGAAUCGUGUAGCUGGCCUUUUGCGUAGAUUAUAAUCCUUAUUAUGUACUCCAUGAAUAAAAUCGUAAGUAUAGAACCAUACAAACAAAUGCUUUUUUGCAGAAUUUGUUUAUCACGAUUUCUGAGAAAUUUUCUUGAAUUUUGACUGACUAUCGGCAAGGGAAGAAACUUAAAUAGUUGCCUUCCUUGGUCAAAACUCCACUAAUACAAUGUCAUUUAGACUCGGGUUCCAAGUAUUGGUAUUCCCAUUUUUUAUCAUAGUCAGAGGAGAAUUUGAUCAGUGGUCCUUAACUUAAUUCAGUUGUUACCCAAAUCGACCCUAAGUAAGUUCCGACUUUAUUAUCUCUGAAAAACGGAAAACAAAUCGUUUCCUGUGUAACAAGUGUUGGAGAGGCCGUUUAAAUUCGAAAGGCAUGAUCACAGGGUUUCUUCUACAAACUUUGAAGUCAGAUGAUGAUGUUUCCCUAAUUGCCUCUGCAAAGGAAAUUUUCAAGGUUGUUUGAAAAAUAUGUUAAGUAUUUAUUCGCUUUUCUGUCCAAUUACAUGUCUCCUUGAGGAAUUUUCUUUUACCAUAGAGAUUGUCUCUCUUUUUUUAUUUUUUUUUUAACACUAUUUCAGCUGAUUAGCUGCUAAUGGGAAACGAUUAUCACCUGCACAAGGACUGAGACACGAGUCGCUCUUUUUAUGUUCAUGGUUGUUUGCUCGAUCGUGAUCAAAGGCUUUUAAACUAAGAGAGCUUAGCAGGGGAAAUUAUAAAAAUUUCAAGUCCUGGAGACUCCCCCGCGUGUUGUUUAGUUUUAUUCUCGUUUUUUUUUUUCUUUUACCCAAUCGCCAUGAGUUGGAGAGCCGGAACUAAGAUUGCGGUAAAUGAGCUGUUAACGACUUUUUAAUAUAUUUAUUAAAGAUUACCAGUAGGAAGAAGCCUUUUGCUACAAACUCUUUUCAAGUAGCAUCUUAACAGCCCAUUGCCGAGAAUAAAAUAUUCACAGCAACGAAAAUGUAACUAAUUGUCUUCGUUCUACGCACGUGGAGAAUCGAAACCGACUCUGUGGUUUAACGUAAAGAGCUCUUUUUAAAUUUAUUGUAGGUCUCAUUUUGUGUCAAAUGUUUAAUGAAGAUGUCAUCUUGAAUUUAAAAAGUGAAAUUCAUUUUACUGCGUCAUUAAUCACACCACGGUUUAAGAGCUACUCUCACUUAAGUGAACAAACUCGAAGUUAAAAAGCACAUUUAAAAUACGUCACAAUUAUUUCUCUUCACAGUUUUACCAAACUUUAGUCGAUAUUAGCCACUUCUUAUUUCCUGUGGUUAGGGAUCAUGUUUCAUAUUGAUGUAUGCUUCUGCUCGACAAACUUAAUGGUAUUUGUGUGCGGGCUGAAGUCGUAUCUCUGAAUCAACAACUUUGAUACUCAUCCUUCAAUCACUUAUCUUGCCCAAAUGGAAAAAAGGUUUUAGCGUUGUUUGUUUUUCAUUUUAAGACCUUCCUUGUAUUUGAGCACCUGCGAGGUGAAAAACCAACCGAAAAUAUUAGCUAAUGGGCCGAGGGAUAUUCCAAAAUAAAAUAUCAAUAGCACGAUACGCGACACCGAUCGAUGUCAAUCAUGAGGUGACAGAUAUGUCCAAAAUCAUACGUACGCACUUGAAGUAUCUCCUUUGAUUUUAGUUUUGUUGAAUGGUUGGUCGCCUUUUUAAUAUUUCCCUGUUUUUGUAGUGAGCAUCCAUUUUCGCUUUAGCGUAAAAAAGAAACAUUUUGUGGGACACAGAAUUAAUCGUUGGUUUUAAAUGUAAAUCACUUUCGGUAUUGAUUGAUCCCUUUGUUGCUGAAAAAUAUUCAAAAUGUCAUUUAAACCUGCAUUGCCUCUUGAAAACGACUGGUGGAUAGUUCUGUAUAAACGGACAAGCCACAGCAAAGAAAAAAGCAGUUUGUUUCUUGAAAUUCGUAAGACAAAUUUGACAUCAAUAUCAUAGCAUUGUUUAAUAAACAUGAGAUGGAAAUACAACGUAGAGAGCGUAAUUUUCAUAUGAAAGAAAAAGAGUGGUGAAACCAAGGGUAUAUACAAGGAGCAGUAGAAUCUUUUUUCGUAGGUUUUAUACCCAACAGCAAGGGAACAGAAAAGGUCGUUGUGUUUAUUCCAACAUUUUCACAUAAUGAGCGAGUUUUAAACGGCAAAAAAUGUUGUUACCUUAUUUCCUUGCUCCAAUUUCUGUGGACUGAAACAGUCCCUUGCCUAAACAACUCAUAAAAAGGUAGGCGACAUCAUCGGGGUCUAUGACGUUUAUUAAAGAAUAGCAUGAGAUUUUUAGCCUCCCCUUGUACGUGAUGAGGCUUAUUGGCUUGACGAACCAUAUCCACAAGUUGUUUCUUUAACAGUUGCAUUUAUCAUUGUAUGUAUAUUUAAGAAAACGCUAAGAUAGGUGUCACAGUCAAAAAUAACUUAUUGUUGGAAGCAACAGACCAUAGAUUUUAACAGGAGAUGAUUUCGCGUAAUGUUGGGUAACCUGCGCAACUUUUGCAGCCGUCGUUUUUGCACUUUACAGCGCUAGCUAUUACAAUAUUACUUCUUAGUUAUGGGGUGUCCCUGUAAGAGCUCUUCUUAUUCUCUUUCACGUCUGUAUACCCCUGAGCCUGGAAGUCAAAUAGCAUGUAAUUAUAACAAUUACUUUUAACCAAUUUCCAGUAGGUCAGAGAAGUGAUGGCGUCACAAAAACUAAAUUUUUUAAAUUAUGUGUUUGGUUGUUAUAUCCAAAAGGAACAAGAUAAAAAUGUUUACUUGCAAAAUAUGAGCCUGUUUCGGCAAAUUGGCUGGGAGAUAUAAGCAUCAUUAUGCUCCGAUGACUCCAUAUAAUCCUUGUAAAAUGUGCCUGCAUAGUAAACGUUAGGAUCCAUGCAAGUUAAUCAUGUGUAUGUCAAAUGUACUUUUGUAGUGGCCUGGAUCCAGAUGGCAUGAUGAAAAUGAAAGGGCCCGGACGAUCUAUGAUGUUCAGUUAUGACGAGCUGCGUUCUCAUUUUCCCUACCUUAUUCCUCAACCUCCCAUCCUAUCAGCGUCGCAAGCUGCCUCACUGCCAGCAAGAUACCUUAUGGACAUACAUGCACGAGCGCAUUCUCAAAAUCACGCUCAUGUCCCGGUUCAGACGUACCCUGCAUACGUUUCGGCAAGUCCACAUCCGCUUGCAAGCACAUGUACGAGUACGCAUGCGCCAGACAGACCGGCUUUGGAGCUGUGUUCCGAAACGAGUGCGUUUGAACCUAUCUAUACGAGUAGACUUGGAUAG
This is a messenger RNA of Porites evermanni, 4307 nucleotides long. The record is from the annotation of a GenBank genome assembly. Lineage: Eukaryota; Metazoa; Cnidaria; Anthozoa; Scleractinia; Poritidae.